Molecule: messenger RNA, 621 nt
Organism: Blastocystis hominis
Lineage: Eukaryota; Bigyra; Opalinata; Blastocystidae
Exons: 3
Coding region: 1-621 (206 amino acids)
Source: RefSeq, a predicted model, not a curated record
AUGAAAGCUGAUCCCGAUUCUACCUAUACAAAGGAAAGUUUGCUGACUCUUUAUAAAAACGCUUUCCCUGACCUUCCGAAUCCUCCGAUGAACGGGAAAGAGUGGAAGGAUCUUGGUUUUCAAAGUGAAAAUCCUUAUUCUGAUUUGAGAAGUGGCGGAAAGCUGUCUCUAGAGAACAUUGUUUAUUUCAGUGACCACUAUCAAGCUAUGUUUGCUAAAAUGGUAAAGGAGGCUCACGACUAUCCGUUUGUUGCGUCUGCCAUUAACCUUACGACAUUGCUUUUGAUUCAUCUCCGUAUCUCUACUCAAUUCACGUUCUGUCCGUGCUGUGGCACUUCGUUCAAGCAAGAGAAGCGAGUGCCCGCGAAGGAGAUGGUUGCGUUUGCGAGCUUGCUGCAAGAUUGUUCCGGUGAAACCGUGUUUAACGAGCUCUAUUCUCUGAGCGUAAUGCUGAUGGACCAUAACUACUGGAAACAUGUAGAGACGGAGCCUACAUUCACCAUUUUGGAGUUCCGAAAGGUGUUCGUUGACACCAAGGAGCAGAUUAUGGCCAUCUUGAGGAAGAGCCCAAGGACUAUUACCGAUGUAUUUGACAUUGCGAAGGUGUAUUUGGAUAAGUAG